Molecule: messenger RNA, 5517 nt
Organism: Parnassius mnemosyne (clouded apollo)
Lineage: Eukaryota; Metazoa; Arthropoda; Insecta; Lepidoptera; Papilionidae
Source: the annotation of a GenBank genome assembly
AUGGCUCCUGGAAACAAAGAGAGGCAUCCCGGACAUACGGGUACUAUUCCCAAAACGAAAGCAAGAAAUAAUUGCAAUGUACCCCAAGAAGCUGUGACACCAACAAGGAGAGAUAUGACAACAAACCUUGUGACGACAUCUUUGGAUUGGGUUCCUGUUUCUGAGUACAAUACACGAACUAAUUGUAAUCAAUCAAGAAAACCAGCUAACAAUACAUCAGAUCAAGAAUUGGCAGACUUAGACAACUCUGUUUCAUAUGAGAGUGGAUUUGGAAGAUUUGUUCCAGUAAGACCCCAGCCUCGAGCAUUACCUUUGACUGUUCAGAAUCGAGAAAAUAUUUCUGUGGAUCACAAUGAUGAUGGUGCAAGCUCAUCUAUUUCCUCUCACACUUCGCAUCACUUUCAAAAUGGUUCAAUUCCUCAUACCAAUCAUGCAGCGGCUGCUGUAAUGAUUGUAAACCCCACAACACCAAAUGCUGUAACAGGGAAUAUGUCACAACCUUUUAACGCACCAAAUCAAAACCGCAAUAACUUGACAAGGAAUUUGAAUUCCACUCGCAACACUUUCGAUGGUAAUACUCACGCUAGUAACAAUAAUAUUACUCCACCAAUAUCGAAUUCGAGAACAGGCACUAAAAGUGUUAAUUUAAUUAACAACAUGUAUGACCAAGGACAGGGAAGCUUCAAUAAUUUAAAUGAAAAUAAUCAGGUACAUAGAGAGUCAGCUCGUGCUCUAGGAGAAGCAAUCGUAGCUGCUUGUCCUGACGCUGCAGCUGUAGAGCGUCGGCUGGGACAAAUAAGAGAAUACAUUAGAGUUACAUCUUCGCUUGUUGACACAAUGCGUAAUUCUGAAGAUGAGGCAUUUAUAGAACAUACUAAAGAAGAAUAUGAUGAACUUAUUCAAAUGGUGACGAAGUUGAAAGAAAGUGAAAGUAAGUUGGAAAGUAUGCUAGUAAAAAAGGUUCCGGAUAAUGUGGGAGUUCCUCCUGAAGAAGCAAUUGAAUCUGAUACUCAUUUAGAAACAAACUCCGUUGUCUCUGAAAUACCUGACAGUGUUUCAUUGAAUAAACUGAACCACGAUGAAGGUAUAUCUAAAAGUAAUAAUGAAAAUAAUAUAAUAAAUCAUAAUCUCAAAAAAGUAACAAAUAUAGAAAAUGAACAUUUGAAUAAAACUAUGUCCAAUACCAAAAUUAAUGAUGACAAUGUUAAGAAAGAUAUGCCAAAGAUAAUAGAAACACUCGGCGAUCAGGAAAAUAAGGUCAGGAAUGGUGGUGAAAUAGAAGAAAUGGAGUCUAUUACUUGUGAUGAAACUGAAACUAAACAUGAUGAUCAGCAUCUCAACGAUGAGUUAAGAAAAAAUAUAAUAUCUUGUGUUGAAAAAGUAGCAAUAAUAGAAGAAAUGAAAAAUAAAAUUAAUAAUUGUGGCAACAAUCACGAUCAGGAUGUUGUAAUUAGACCGGUCUCCGUUCAGAGCAAUGGAUCGACAUAUAGUGACAAUGAAUUGUGGCAAAAUGAAAUUAAAAAUAAAAUGGAGAUGUCACAGAUUCGACUGUCCGCUUUGAAACAACAGCAAAAAAGGCUACUAAAAUACCAGGCUGAGGCGAAACAACAGCUGGAAGAAAUGAAAGAAAGGCAAGCCCAAGAAAUACAUCCGUCAACUUCCAAUGAGAACUUUGCUGGCAUGCAGAAUAUGUCACAUACUGGCAAUUACAAUCAACAAAACCGAAUGUAUGGGACCAAUCAGAUAGGUGUUGCCACUACUCUUCCCCAGUCAUCUGAUAGUAUACAUGGGGGUCACCAAAUGGCUAACAAUAUUGAAAAUGAACAUGGCCAUUCCACUCAGUCUACGCACAGCCAAGAUGAGAGGUUUUCAAAUAGAGAGGACAACAUAAGUGAGGAAGCCGCAGGUGCGACUCGAGACAGUGAGGGUGAAGAGGACGAUAGUACGCUGCAUGAGCGAAGCCAAAUGCUGCAACUUAAAUUGCGAGAACUUCAACUUAGGAAACAACACAUGGAAAACUUGGUUUCCGAGUUCCGAAAACUGCAGAUGGCAACUGGUUUGGCCAGCUCUCAUAACACAUAUUCGAGUUCUGGGGAAGAAAGUGCAGAAGACGAACCACCUGGAAAAUGUAUGAUGAUUUUUGGUUUCUAUAUAUUUUCAGUACAAAUUAUAUAUCUAUGCAUGUUACAAAGUAUAUGUUUUGUAGGUAACAAACCAGAAAGAAAUUUGAAAAAUGAAGAUCCUUUUAAACUAAUGGAAAUAAAAGCUAUCAAAACUGCUUUGCAAAAAACUAAAGAUUUAAUGAGAUCAGUAGAAACUUUUGAAGCCGAUCACUUAUCAAAUUCGCAUGAAGACUCCUUCCCUAUGUCAAGCCAUUCAAACAUACAUGAUAACAAAUCGGAAGGUGGUGGCAGUAUGGGCGGCUGGUCGAACGAAGGUAGCGUGUGUCGAGUUCGCAAUUCACUUUCCCAACGGCAUAAGUUUACCAACGAGCAGCAUCACCAACAACAGCAACAGCAACAUCAUCAACAACAACAGCACCACCAACUUCAUCAACAACAACAGCACCACCAACAACAGCAAAAUUACCAACAACAAAAUAACCAAUUGCAGCAAAAUCAACAGCAACAACAACCUCCCCAACUGCAACAACCUCAACAUCAUCGCCAGCAGCAGCAAUUUCACCAACAUCAGCAGCAGCAGCAACAGCAGCAACAUCAUCCCCAACAGCAAUACAUUCAACAACAACAUGAACAACAACAACCAAGUCCUGAAGCUAACAUUGCGAGUUUGCAAGAACUAGCACAAGAAUUACGUAUGGCGACUGAAGAGAUAAUGGGCGAACGCGCUCGUAUUGAAGAUAUGCUAUCAAAUAAAGAAGCGAGCCGAAAGCAGAAGAAGGUUAAUGAAGAAGUACGCGCUGGUCCCAGUGGUGGGCCGGGCCCGGCCGAGCGUCGCCAAAUGCAACUGCGCGCGCUUCUUGCCGAAAAGCAACGUGAACUGGAAGCACUACUCAACAAAGAGAAGGUGAUCUGUGGUGGAGCUGAAACUCAGAAAAAGCCCGAUUCGCGUGCCAUGUCCGUCGCUAACCAGUCUUACAACAGUGAACAAGAAGAACAAGAAUUGAGAUCUGAACAACUGCCGCUAGAUUCGAAUAACUCAAGAGAAAACGAACACUUUCGGGGCGGUGGCGACAAUGGCAUGAGUGGCAGAUCCAUUAAUGCCGUGCCAUCAUGCUUAGAAAGCAAUUAUGGAAGUGACACUGACAGCGCUUCAAGGAAUAAAUCGAAUCAAAGGAAUAGAGCGAGGCGCCGACAGACGCAAGAUCGUCUGCCUGAUGAUAACACAUCUCAAACUAAUAACGCAAUCCCUAAUGUGCGGCAUGACACUAGGCCAGAGACGUCUAAUGUCAACAUGGUGCCACCGGUAGCUCAGAACGGUGACAACCCAAUUAAUAUACCGUAUGGUCAGUUACCACCUCAAUGCUGGAACGGCACCAAAUCAAACCAGGAUAUUCGCACGAACCAAUUUACUCAGAACAGUCACUCGCAAACUAUGGAGCGUCUUUUGGGAACACCGAUGAUGUCUUGCCCACCAACUAUGCCUUUCAACAUGAUGAUGCCCUAUGGAAUGGUGGGAGGUUGUGGCUGUGGGUGUAGUUUUUGGGGCGCGUGGUGUUGGCAGCAACUCAUAAUGCAGCAAAGAGAAAUACACCAGUUUAGAGAGCAGCUGAGUCAUUUGGAGGAACGUUGGCGGGCUGAAACAGCCUCGCACACUCUUAACAAUCAGGUGCCACCUGGUAACCGCGCUAAUAACUAUUGGGAUAACUUCCGAAGCUAUUCACGUCAAAAUCUCCUCUCUACUAAUAGCAAGACAAAUGCGGACGGACAUUUAGGUACAGGAUCGGCUCACAACCCUCAUCCAUUAGUAGAAAGAUCGCAUAACACCUUAAAUCAUGCGUCGUCAUCUACUUCACCUUCUAUUACUCCUAAAAGAAACACAAAUACAACAAGUUCUUCGCAAGGGCCAGCCUCUCAACCACCUACUCAAGUAAACAAUGAAGACCUACCAAAUAGACAUUCACGAAGAAAUGUCACAUAUGAAAGGUCUUUCUCGUUCUCAUCUGCCCCAGAUGUUUUAAAUGUAAAUCAAAAUAAUGACACGGAAUCGCACGGAAGUACAGCGACUCAUUCUAGGAAUGUCGACGAGAGUACCGCAUCUAAUAUAAACAUAAAUCGCCAAGAAAGCACAACAAACUCAUUCAGAAACUUAAACAUUACGAAUCCUAUUCCCGAAAUAAUACAAUCGCAUUCCAAUAACUUAAACAAUUCUGCGAACAGUAAGAAAAAAUCGUCUUCUAAACUGCCUGCCAAGAACUCAACAAACAGAAGAAACUGCUCUCUGGACUUCUCCCAAACUAGUAACAUUAAUAUAGCAAGCACAUCCGAAACGCCUAAUCCUAAUUUAGCAUCAACUAGUCGUGAAGUUCAAGAAAAAGCUACAUCAAAACUAUUUGACCUUUUAAGAGAAAAUGUUUAUUCCGAAGUUACGACCUUGAUUGGCGUUAAUGAGUCUCAUCCAGAUUUUCUAAUUCAGUUAUUUAGAGAGCUGCAACUGAUUAGUUCUGAUCCUUUGAGACAAAAAGUUCUUCAGUCCAUUCGAAAUGUUCUCUCCCAAUAUAGUUCGAUUAUCGAGAAUCAAAAUAAUGAUAAUGAGGAUGAAUGUGAAGCCGAAGCAGUCACAACUACGGCUGGAGAAACUAAUAAUUACCACGAUUGUACCUCGCACUCGCUACAAAAUGAUUGCACAAACGCAAUACAAAUUGAUAACAAAAUCGUACGCUUUUUGCUUUUAAAAAGCGAAGAGGUAUGCACAUCUGAGUUGUUGGAGUCACUGGCGACACUCAUCCUUAGCAGUGCAGCAGACAGCAAGCAAUCAAAAAAGAGACUGCUAGAGCUACUGUCAAAGUAUGAAGGCAUGCGGAUCUGUGACAUAUCCAGCGAUAUCAUAGAAAACUUGUCACUUCUUAUUUCUGGAAACAGUGAAGGUGAUGAAUCUGCUCACCUUACGAGCGAAAUAUCUGAAUCAUCUAUUCUACAAGACGUUGCAGGUUCACUCAAUUUGUUUAGUUCAAGUGAAACUCAAUUGCAUCAACUAAAUACAUGCCCGUAUGAAAUGUGGCCAGGACAUGUCCAUAUGGACAUAGAUGGUACAGAUUUGAAUGAAAAUUCUAGAAGUAGUCAAGAAGGCAAAGUCGAUCUCAUUAAUUGUUCGGAGAUGCAUAAUGGUGAUUUGGCUGAAGCUGAUCAAACUUGCCAUGUGGAUGCAGGAGAUACUGGUAUGAAUAGUAAUGAUGAGGGUUCAAAUAAUGUUGAAGUUCUACCUGAUGUGGUGGACACUGAUGAAGCUACUCCUACAGAGGCAGAAGCAGAGUGGCUUGGGCUUGACCGUGUGCCAACAAGGCUGCAUAUGGAAGAAACAUCUGAAAAGCAAAAAGGUGAUAUUAAUACUUUAUAA